UUCCCUCACCCCACUCCCACCACCCACACGCCGCUAGCUCCCAACCCACCCGCACCACCCACUUCUGUCCGCCUGCCACCCCGCCUGCCCACCCACUCGCCACCCGACUGCCGUCGAGGAAACAACCUGCAACCGAACCAGCACAACGUUUCCUCGAACAACGAAUUUCCAUCGAGGCACGGCUGGUUCUCGUCACACUGCAACAAAACCCGUAGACGAGGGUUUAUUGUUCCAAGGGUAGUGGGUGACCGGCCAGGGCUAGCAAGAUGGAGGGCAGCGGCGCUGGAAUUAGCAGGCUCGACUGCUACGAGGAUAUGUUCAAGGAGAUAACCAGGAAAUUGUACGGCGAAGAUCCUGAUCAUAGAACCUCCAGCGUGCAGAACGAGUUCGAGACUUCCGUGUCGUACAAGAACGACGACGACACCGGAAAUGGGACCGACGGCAGCGAUGAUGGAAACUGGACCUGCGAGGAGGAGCCAUUGAAAGGCACCGAUGGCAGUCGUAUCGCUGCUUAUCACGCCGGGAAAGCGACGUGGAGGUGCUACGAAUGUGGCGACGUGAUGGGCGGCGGACCACGCGACGUGGCCGAGCAUUUCAUGGAGCUUCAUUCGUCGAGGAUCCUCGCAGACGACAGCAGGACUAGGCACCGCUCGCCAAGGAAAGAUUACCUGCAGGCUGAACUGAAGGUCGAGGACGUGAUUUCUUACCUGGAAAGGCUACGCGAGAGAGCAGAGCGUGUAGCACCGCCGUCCAGGAGGACGCAGGAAACGCAAACGGUACCUGCCGCCCUGUUACCGGUCACCUCCACCUUCCUGCUGCAAGAGUUACCAACCGCUCCGACGCCGCAGCAUUUGCAUCAAAACACCACGACAAUGCCGACGACGGGAACAGUCUCUGCGAGCGGGAAGCGGUAUACCUGUCCGUACUGCCCCUAUGGAACCGACCGUCGUGACCUGUACACCAGACACGAGAAUAUCCAUCGCGAGGAGAAACCGUUUCACUGUUACAUCUGUUACAAGCCGUUCAACCGCGCCGACCACGUGAAGAAGCACUUCUUGAGGAUGCACCGUGAGCACGGUUACGAAUUGUCCAGGAUACGUAGACCAGCUGGGUCCAGCGCGCCCAAGCCGGGUACAGCGAAUAACGGAAACGCGAACGCGAACGGGCAGCAGCAACAGCAGCAGCAACAACAGCACACGAAUUACUCGUCCGGAUUUAACAACAACAAGAAUUACCAGUUGCAACCGAACCCUGGUAACAACACGACCACCAAUGCGGCGGGGAUUUAUCAAGGAACUUCGAUGCCAGCCCCUGGCAUUAUGCAACCGGAUGCGGCGAACUGUGCUACUGGUAGGAGGAUCCAGAAUGGAGGCUGCAACAGUAAGAGCCAUCUCAAGGGAGGCUCUAAAGGUGCUCAGGAGCGGAGGUACACUUGUUGCUACUGUUCCUGGAGCGGCGUAGACAAUUGGUGCUUGAAACGGCACCUUAACACGCACCUGAAGCCGUUUGCGUGCACCCUAUGCGAGUACAAGGCCGCGCGUGCCGAGCGUUUAGCUACCCACGUGCUCAAGGUGCAUAACAGACGGCAAUGCUCGAGGUGCUCGUUCCUUGGCGAAGACGCCACUCAACUGCAGGUGCACCAGCUGCAUGUUCAUCGUGUCAGCAGCGCCAAUGCCCCAGCCACCUCUACAGCCCAAGUUGCACCGCCGCCUAACAAUCGUCAUCAGCAGCCUUUGCACCCCGCGGGAGGAGGACGACCGCCACCUGGUCCACCAGUUUUUCCGGCCCCAGCACCAGCCAUCGCACCUGCUACCACCGUGAUACCACCGACAACAAUACUCGGCUACCGAGCCGUUCCCGAAGCGAGCGAAGGCCAGUCAGCCAGGGAGCCAUCCGAGUGUCCUUGGUCGGCGAACAGUCAGAGGAAGCCGAACGAGAGGCGAUCCAGGAAGCAGAGCCAACCCAGAAAGGUGACAUGGAACCAGGAGUUCGAGGACGAGGACUUGCUCUCGUCCGAGGGGUACAAGCAGGACAAGAGACAAGAAGAGACGAUCUCUAGGCCUGGAAAGCAGACUGUCAGGCUGAUCGAGCUGAAGAAUAGGUAUCGACGUCAGCUGACCAGGAGAAGAUUGCUGAAAUGUCGCCUGUGCCCCGACGAGUCGCCUGCCAGAGGCUCCAUCUGUCGGCCGUAUCACACCAAGGCCUCGCUGGCGCUUCACAAGCUGUGGAGACACGACAGGCUGAAGAAGAGCCCGAAAAACUGGGUACCCAAGGAUGAUUCGUUGUCACAGGUCUCCUCCAUCACGCUGAAGGCCACGGUGUUCACCAGCCCUGGAUACGGAUACCACAGAUAACACUCGAUGUCGAGGGGUACUGCGGCUGAAGUUUGGGGGGGUGGACCUCGGAACGCGCUGGGCUUCGAUCGACUCUGAUCGACGAGGAUGAAAUAUUUUUUUCUAAGAGAUCGAGACUAAUUUUUCUAACGAAAAUAUUGUUAUAGAACCACGGAAAGGGGACGUUACUGUAAGGAGUUCUGUUUAGAGAUUUUCUAGGGACUUUCGGCGAGUUACUAGACCGACCCAGUGCCUUCCGACGUCCACCACUUCGAACGUAGGCUUCCGGAUUCAGGGUAUCCGCAUCGAAGUCGUCGAUGCUCGUUGCGUUUGCCCGUUUUCAAGGGCAUUGAACGAGAGACGGAACGAACGUUCGUUUCUGGGGAAUUUCGGUGUUCCUAACCUAGACUUUGGACCAUGUCCCCGCGAGCUGUUGCGGGAAGGGAUCGAUUUAAUCGGAAAAGCAACGUCUCGCCGAGGAAUCCCGGCGAUAGGUGCAAACAAAACAAACUUUCUCGUAGCCAACGAAACAAUUUUAGAUAGAAAAGAAUUUCGUCGAAGUGGUAGGGACAGCAGUGACAGAGCUUCGCAGCCGAUCGAACCGAGAGGGGAUGAUGAUGAUGAUUCUAUGAAAUCGAGACAGCGAAAUGUUAGCGUUUAAGGAGUAACUAAUCGAAAGUACCUUGACUCGAAUUUUGUCCUCGUGAACGCAUUCACUCGC
This is a messenger RNA of Eufriesea mexicana, 3054 nucleotides long. RefSeq names its product zinc finger transcriptional factor charlatan (gene chn). The record is from RefSeq and is a predicted model, not a curated record. Gene Ontology annotation, cellular component: nucleus. Lineage: Eukaryota; Metazoa; Arthropoda; Insecta; Hymenoptera; Apidae. Gene Ontology annotation, biological process: regulation of gene expression.